AGGAGGGAGGGGUCUGUGAGGGCCGGGUUUGUUGGCUUAAGCAGCCUCUGCCCGGGCGUGAGGGCACCAUGGGCAAGCGGGUGGCCUUGGUUCUUGCCGGCUGCGGCGUCUUCGACGGCAGCGAGAUUCAUGAGGCCUCGGCGGCGCUGGUGCACCUCAGCCGCGGCGGCGCGGAGGUGAAGAUGUUUGCCCCCAAUAUUGAGCAAAGGGAUGUGGUCAAUCACUUAAAAGGAAGUCCAACAGAAGAGAGGAGAAAUGUGUUAGUUGAAAGUGCCAGGUUGGCAAGAGGAAGCAUUCAGGAUUUGGCUGAACUGAAAGCUAGCGAAUUUGAUGCGGUCAUUUUCCCUGGUGGUUUUGGUGUAGCAAAGAACCUCUGUUCCUGGGCUGUAGAUGGCAAGAACUGUACUGUCAAUGAGCAUGUGAGAUCCACGCUCCAAGCUUUCCACAGUGCUAAAAAGCCUAUUGGUUUGUGCUGUAUAUCGCCAGUCCUGGCAGCUAAAGUCUUUCCUGGUUGUGAGGUCACGGUCGGCCAAGAUAAAAAUGUAGAUGGGAGAUUUCCUGAUGCUGAAACGGCAUCUGCUAUAGCAGAGCUUGGAUGUAAGCACAUCUGCAAAAACGUAAAUGAAUCCCAUGUGGAUAAAGCCAAUAAAAUAGUUACUACCUGUGCUUUCAUGUGCAAGGCUCCUCUGCAUGAAAUCUUUGAUGGAAUUGGAACAAUGGUACAAGAAGUCCUGAAACUUGCCUGACUAGAAGCAUACAGACUCUGCAAGGAAAUCAAUUCAGCUAAGCAUAAGCACUUAGUGUCCUUUGAUUGUAUUAAUAAAAUAAUGCAACUACUGAACUUCA
Molecule: messenger RNA, 846 nt
Organism: Phalacrocorax carbo (great cormorant)
Lineage: Eukaryota; Metazoa; Chordata; Aves; Suliformes; Phalacrocoracidae
Source: RefSeq, a predicted model, not a curated record